UCUGCUACAGGCCAUAGAACUAGAGACUGAGCUCACAACCAUGGCGCCAGCUCUUCUUCAUUUGAAUUCUACAUCAGUUAUGGCCUGUGUCAGCCUCAAAGAGACCGUUCUUGACAGACCUCAACUCCCGGAGAAGACCCGAAACGCCCGCGUUUUGGUUUUGGGAGGCACUGGCCGCGUUGGAGGCUCCACUGCCAUCGCUCUAUCCAAGCUCUCGCCUCAACUUCAAAUCGUUGUUGGCUGUCGAAACCGGGAAAAGGGUGCUGCAAUGGUGGACAAAUUGGGGAAGAACUCUGAAUUUACUGAAGUUAACAUUGAUAAUCUAGAUUCAUUGGAAUUAGCUUUGAGAGAUGUGGAUCUUGUAGUCCAUGCUGCAGGGCCUUUUCAACAGGCAAAGAAUUGCAAUGUGCUGGAAGCCGCUAUAGAGACCAAGACAGCAUAUUUGGAUGUUUGUGAUGAUACGAGCUAUGCAUUGCGUGCAAAAUCCUUGAAGGAUAGAGCAAUAGCUGCACAUGUUCCAGCAAUAACUACCGGUGGAAUCUAUCCUGGAGUGAGCAAUGUGAUGGCUGCAGCGCUAGUUCGUGCUGCAAGAGAUGAAAGCAAGGGGGAACCAGAGAGGCUAAGGUUCAGCUAUUAUACAGCAGGCACUGGUGGUGCUGGUCCUACAAUAUUAGCUACUAGUUUUUUACUUCUUGGAGAGGAAGUUGUUGCAUAUAGUAAAGGAGAAAAGCUCAAACUAAAGCCAUACAGUGGAAUGCUCAAUGUUGAUUUCGGAAAAGGAAUUGGAAGAAAAGAUGUCUUUCUAUUGAAUUUACCGGAGGUUCGAAGUGCUCAUGAAAUCCUUGGAGUACCAACUGUUAGCGCUCGCUUUGGAACUGCACCAUUCUUCUGGAAUUUGGGAAUGAUUGCCAUGACAAAGCUUCUUCCUCCUGAGUAUCUGAGAGACCGAAACAAAGUCCAACAGCUGGUUCAAUUGUUUGAUCCUGUUGUCCGGGCAUUUGAUAAGAUUGCUGGAGAACGUGUAUCUAUGAGGGUUGACUUGGAGUGCUCAGAUGGUCGCAAUACGGUUGGCAUCUUUAGUCACAGGAGGCUAUCUGUAUCUGUGGGAACUGCUACAUCAGCUUUUGCCCUUGCACUUCUUGAGGGAGUCACACAGCCAGGGGUUUGGUUUCCUGAAGAGCCUGAAGGAAUUGCAAUCGAGGCAAGGGAAGUUCUGCUUGAGCGUGCGGCACAAGGAACAAUAAACUUCGUAAUGAACAAGCCACCAUGGAUGGUGGAAACAGAACCAAAAGAGAUUGGAUUAGGAAUCUACGUAUAAUGAUGAAGAAAAGAAACUCGAAUUAUAUAUCAAUAUUCUACUUCAGCAUCUUCACCAUACCAUGAAGGUAGAACUUCCGGGCAUAAGUUGUAACAUCUAGUUAUCCAUAUUUCUUGAUGAUUCACUGAAGUUUGAAAUCUCAGGUAUCGGAAAUUAUAGAUUGUCAAAAGCAACGCCUGUGUUGCGGGGACAUCAGUUCUUUACAGGAAAAAGCAAGUGACAUGUUGUAACUAUUGACAAGCUGCCCUUUUGGAGUAAUCUACACUUUUCUUAUAAUGCUUUGAGCAAAGAUGUUUCAAAAAAAGCAUUUUCAUUCAUUUUAAAUUAUCAUCUUAAGUUUACACCAA
This is a messenger RNA of Mangifera indica (mango), 1665 nucleotides long. RefSeq lists its product as uncharacterized. The record is from RefSeq and is a predicted model, not a curated record. NCBI's taxonomy places the organism in Eukaryota, Viridiplantae, Streptophyta, Magnoliopsida, Sapindales, Anacardiaceae. Bases 41 to 1318 code for a protein of 425 amino acids. The transcript has 13 exons.